This is a messenger RNA of Linnemannia hyalina, 507 nucleotides long. NCBI's taxonomy places the organism in Eukaryota, Fungi, Mortierellomycota, Mortierellomycetes, Mortierellales, Mortierellaceae. The record is from the annotation of a GenBank genome assembly.
AUGUACUGCAUCCGCGCCUUCUUGCCGCUGUUGCUGCUCCCAUUCCCAAGCACAGCUCCCUACUUUGUCAUCCUCUACUACAUCUCCCUCUACCGCCACCACAGGCCAUGCGUGUAUUGCGUGUUCACAGUGAUCCUGCUCUUUUCAACAACAUGCUACUGGGGCGCAGACCGGUGCUGGCUCGACCUUAACAACUUCCACAUCUUUGACCCCAUACGACACAUGGACGGAUCCCCCACCUCAACCUUCGGACUCCAGCUACCCACGAUCCUCACAUCGGUCGAGGAUUACCUCGAAUCCUUCCUUCGUAUCUUGGGUGGAGGAGAGCCAUUGGCGACGGUCAUCAAGGCAGGAACGAAUUACUCGGUACUCGCUCCCAAAGCUGCUGCCACUGCUAUCUCUGUUGCCACGUCGGCAUCAACGACUGCUACUGCUAUCGCCGGAGGAGGGAUAGAUUCUGCAACUGAUGCAGUCGCCGCUGUCCUCUUGGCCGCUGCAGCUCCUUAA